GGUGUGUUAACCCGGUCACAAUGUAGCGAAGUUGUGGAGGGUUUUCUCGGUUGCCAUGGAUUUCUAAAAGCUAUUGACUGCGUUUAGCCUUUCACUGAAUGUAUUUGUUGGAGAAACGCACCACUGAGGGAAAAGCAUCAUCACUCGAGACAUUCUGGUGUAGCGCGCGCUGACUAUCAACUCGAGCUCUCCGAUCUUCGCCCACAAACUACAGCGAAAGGUAUCAAGACACCAGCUCGUGUUGGAGUGAGAUGCACUGACUCGUUGAAAACUGCAGCAUUCCCUGUCGUCCUUGCUCACCUCCGAGGCUGUGGCCAGUCAUGCGGUCAUUACGGAAAGUCCUCCUACUUUUGGGCGCUUGCCUUAAUAUGAGCUGCAGGUAUCAAACUAAUGCCCUGGAUAUUCCAUUUGAUGUUUUAGCACGCAUGAACAUGGAGCAGCUUCCCACAAUUACAGAGCAGUCUCCUGCUUCUGUGAUCGCCUUCUCUUUCGAAGAGAGCUUCCCGGUGAAGUGCGAGGCCACAGGAAACCCCAGACCAGAAUUCAAGUGGACAAAGAAUGGUCAAGACUUUGAUCCGUAUCUGGACCCCAGAUUGAUAACGUUAGAUGAUUCCGGAACAUUCACCAUUCCCAAUAAUGGGAAUCUCACAGAAUUCCAGGGCAAUUAUCGCUGCUUUGCGACCAACAAGUUAGGAACGGCCAUGUCGGAAGAGAUUGAAUUCAUUGUUCCCAAUGUUCCGAAGUUCCCUAAAGAGAUCAUUGAUCCCAUCGAGGUUAUGGAAGGUCAGUCAGUCAUUCUGGAGUGCAACCCACCUAAAGGAAUUCCCCCACUGCAAAUCUACUGGAUGACAAUAGGUCUACAGCACAUCGAGCUGGAUGAAAGAGUAUCAUUGGGUCUGAAUGGGAACCUGUACUUCUCAAACGCCAUUGAGACUGACAGCCGCAGAGACUACAGCUGCUUUGCUGCCUUCCCGCUCAUACGAACCAUCGUCCAGAAAACUGCCAUGUCCGUCGUGGUCAAAAACAACAAGUUAAUGAAGGACUCAGUGUCUGGUAGCGGCAGAGGUUAUGCAAACUCUCUUUUGGAGAGGAAGCCCCGUCUACUGGUGCCCACAGGAUUAGAGUCACAUACACGUCUGGUGAAAGGCGAAGUUCUUCAGUUGGAGUGCAUUGCAGAGGGGUUCCCCACACCAAAGGUGGAGUGGGUUAAAAUAGGCUUCAACAAUCUUCCAGAAAGGGUCGUGGUGGAGCGUCAUGGGAAGUUGCUCACCGUAGAGAUGGUAAAUGAGGAGGACGAUGGGAAAUAUAUGUGCAGAGCCAAAAAUCCUCAUGGAGAGGUUGUGCAUUAUUUUCAUGUUACAGUAGAGGAGCCUCCUGAGUUUGAGAUUGAACCUCAAAGCCAGUUAGGGACGAUUGGAGCUGAUGUGGUGAUCAAGUGUGUCGUGAAAGGAAAUCCUAAACCUAGUGUUGCAUGGAGAGUCAACGGCCGACCGUUGAACGAGGUCCCAGUCCCCAACAGGAAAAUCUUGAAAGAUGGCACCAUUUCCAUCCACAACGCAAACCCAGAAAACAGCGCUGUUUACCAGUGUGAGGCCGCUAACAAACACGGCACCAUCCUAGCCAAUGCCAACAUCAUGAUUAUGAACAUCCAGCCCCUGAUCUUAACAGAAAAUAAUCUGCAAUAUAUGGCAGUGGAGGGGAAAGGUGUGGUCAUGCACUGUAAGGUCUUCAGCUCGCCAACCGCCAGUAUUACGUGGAGUAAAGCUGACAGUGUCAAUGCAGUGGAAGGAGAAAGGUUUUAUGUUCAUCGGAAUGGUUCGCUGGAGAUCCACAGCGUGAUGAAAGAGGACAUGGGGGAGUAUUCUUGUUUCGCUCAAAAUACCGAGGGCAAAGUUGCCAUUGCUGCAACAUUUGAAGUCAAAGAUCCCACCAGAAUAGUCGAUCCUCCACGUGAUUUGCGGGUUUUGUUUGGAACCACUAUCCAGUUUUCAUGCCAGGCAGAGUCCGACCCUUCCUUCGGUGAUGACUUUGAGAUCCUUUGGGAAAAAGAUGGCAUGGCCCUCAACGGCAGCGAGAACGCAAGAUAUAUCCUGGACGGUGGAGUGCUUGAGAUCAUUAAUGUGAGCUUUGGAGACCAGGGCUUAUACGUCUGUGUGGCCAGAACACCGGUUGACCAAGACAUGGCGGUUGCGCAGCUUUCAGUUGUGGAUGUUCCUGAUCCACCAGAGGAUGUGAUCCUGUCUGAACAUAAUGGGAGAAGUGUGAAAGUGCAGUGGAUUCCAGGAGAUGACCAUAACAGCUCCAUUACUGAGUUUGUUAUUGAGUUUGAGGAAAGCCAACAUGAGCCGGGCAGCUGGAGAGAGAUUACGAGAAUACCUGGAAACCAUCAUUCCGCUCUGCUGAAGCUUCAUGGACAUGUGGACUACCGUUUUAGAGUCUCCGCCAUCAAUGAGGUCGGAAGAGGUUUACCAAGCCGGACCACUGAAAGAUACAAAACUCCAGCUUCAGCCCCCGACAAGAACCCAGAAAAUAUCAAGAUCGAAGGUCAUUUGCCACAUGAAAUGGAUAUCAACUGGGAGCCAUUGUCACCUAUUGAGCACAACGGGCCUGGUCUGGAGUACAAAGUAAGCUACAGAAGACAAGGCAGCGGAGAGGACUGGAUGGAGCACAUUGUGAAGAGGCAUUCGUUUGUGGUUAAAAACACCCCGACGUUCGUCCUUUACGAGAUCAAAAUUCAAUCCAAGAACCACGCGGGCUGGGGUCCGGACCCCAAAAUAAUAACAGCAUACUCAGGAGAGGAUUUCCCCUCAGCAGCUCCAGAGGAUGUUGCCGUAGAAGUGAUGAACAACACCAUGGUGAAGGUCAGAUGGGACCAUGUUCACAAGGACAAACUCCAUGGACAUCUGGGGGGCUACAGGGUAAGCUGGUGGAGGCUUCGUAGUCUGCUGGACUCAAAGAAAACACACGGCGACAAACACACGGCGACGUUCUCAGGCGAGAGGAACCAUGCGGUGGUCACAGGGCUAAUGCCUUUCUCAGAAUACAGCCUCAUUGUCAUGGCCUUUAACAGUAGAGGAAACGGGCCGGGCAGUCAUUCGGUCAGCUUCAAGACCCCUGAGGGAGUACCCGGUCAACCAGCUGCUUUCAGCGUUUCAAACGUCCAGAAAAACAAGGUCACCUUGACCUGGUCUCCUCCGGUUGACGCAAAUGGAGUCCUAAUCGGCUACAUCCUGCAAUAUCAGCUAAUAAAUGACACAGAGGAACUAGGUCCUCUGAUGACCCUGAACAUCUCUACUGAUAGCAAUAAGCAGCACCUCCAGGACCUGGAAGCACUGAGCAAAUACAAGUUUUACCUACGGUGUUGCACGCGGGUGGGUUGCGGACCAGCUGUCAGUGAGGAGCGCACCACUGUCCCCGAAGCAACUGUGUUGAAUAUUAGCACCUCAGUUAGUCACAACUUUGCAAAUAUCAGCUGGAUUCCUGGCACAGAACAGACGGAGUCAGAGUUAUAUGUUGCCUUUAUGAACAACCGUGAAGGUAACUGGAAGAUAUCCGAUGCGCUAAACUCUUCUAAGACUUUCCACAUCAUUGAAGGGCUCGAACCUGGGACUGAAUACACAGUGCGUCUUAUGACUAAAAGCUGGGUUGAUAAUUCUAGUAUUUUUGAAGACGUUAUCAAGACCAGGGCCAAAGGUCUGGCCAGUAUUCAUGGAGGCAUCUCCAACCAGGGCUGGUUCAUCGGGCUCAUGUGCGCCAUAGCUCUGCUCACUCUCUCGGUGCUCAUAGCCUGCUUUGUGAACCGAAACAAAGGCGGAAAGUACUCAGUGAAAGAGAAAGAAGACAUGCACCCCGAUUUGGAGUCCCAGGGUAUGAAUGAUGAUACCUUCUGUGAAUACAGCGAUAAUGAUGAGAAACCACUGAAAAGCAGCCAGCAUUCGUUGAAUGGUGACUUGAAAGGAGGAGACUGUGGAGACAGCAUGGCGGAAUACGGCGACGAGGACACGCACUUCAACGAGGACGGCUCUUUUAUCGGAGAAUACUCUGGACGCAAGGCGAGGGUCUCCAUGGAAAUCAAGGGAAACAAUCAGAGCACUGCGUAAUGGACCACGGACAAUUUAUUUGUUGGACAAGCACUCACAAAAGGUCAGUCAAAAGGAAGAGGAAGGGAAAAGGCACAGCAUAACGGCACCCGAAGGACAUUUUUUUUAAUUAAUGUGUUAUUGUCAAACUCUCAGUCAUACUCACAUAAUUUUACAAGGCUUAGUUUGUUUUGCGUGCUGUAACUGAUCCAUCAUGCAAGUUGUGUAUACUUUUGUGAGGUGUUUUUGUAUGGAAUCUUUGCAAAUCAUUGGCGACCAUCGAGCUGCCAGAAGGUUUGCUGUUUUUUUUUUUUUGUUUUUUUUUUUUUGUAAAUGCAACCUCUCCAAGAAGAUAAACACUGUUUUCUGUGUCAUCAUGUAGCCAAGCAAGUUUUGUGUCAGGGUAUGAACUUAUUAUUUUUAUUUGGAGGCAAAUAUUAUUGAUAUUUUAUAUUUCAGAUACUGUAUACUUGUGUAUUCAUUAAAUGUGGGUUAUUAUGUGUGUGAAGGAGUUGUUGCUUAAAUAAUCAUAAUUUCCAAAAAGCGUAAGGCAACAUAAGGGUUGACUCACAAUUAGUCUCACACGCUUUGUUGAACAUUUUCGCAUUGAACUGAUUAUAAUUAACGGUUCGGGCUAUACUAACAAGCUGCAUGGCCACAAUCAGUACCACAUAAACCCUACAGUGAGUCUGCUGCUGUUAGCCUGCUAGCCAUAUUUCAGUAUAUUAUCAAAUAAGCUCAUACUCGAUGUUCAUACGUUAAAAUAAACGCCUCUUUUGCCUUAGAAUGACCUUGAUGUUCUGGUAAGUAUGAUGUAACAAAUCACAUCAUCAUUGAAUUCCGUGAUACAGGGUUGAAAUUCCAAAAUUCCGCAUUGGCAUUAAAUCCAAUGAAGUAGUUUUAUUCAUAAACGAACAAUUCAGAAAACGCAGUUGUGUUCAUGUUUAAGUAUGUUUUUUUUUUUUUUUUUUUUUGGAAUGUCUCCACAUCAAGUCAAACCCAGAAUCUGUACAAUGUGUCUGUAAAUUCUGUUUGCAUGUUUAAGGAUUUUGAAUGAGGUUUGUGUGCAGAUUUGACAUUAAAUUGUAUCAUUUUUUUCUUCA
Messenger RNA from Pimephales promelas (fathead minnow), 5182 nucleotides. It is a transcript of the gene chl1b, whose product is annotated as cell adhesion molecule L1 like b. Gene Ontology annotation, biological process: brain development; cell-cell adhesion; axon guidance. The record is from RefSeq and is a predicted model, not a curated record. Gene Ontology annotation, molecular function: cell-cell adhesion mediator activity. Gene Ontology annotation, cellular component: plasma membrane; axon. NCBI's taxonomy places the organism in Eukaryota, Metazoa, Chordata, Actinopteri, Cypriniformes, Leuciscidae.